UAAAUAUCUCGUCACCAACUAAGCAUGUAUUCGAACGGAAAAUUUGAUUAACUACUAACUAAUAUCAUAGACUAAAUGUUUUAUAUGUUUGUUUCUUUUAAUCAGGCCAAAGUAAAGCGGGAUUGUCGAAAAUUCUGAAAAUGGCAGCAAAAUUAUCUCAAAGUCUGGAAGAUCAGGUCACGUGCUCCAUCUGUCUAGAGCAGUACCAGGACCCUCGCAUCCUUCCCUGUCUGCACACCUACUGUAGAAAGUGCCUGGAAAGGUUACUGGACAAAGGCAACAGAAAGUUUUCUAUUCAAUGUCCUGAAUGUCGAAAAAUAGCACAUGUUAAAGACGUUUCUUCGUUGCAAGUCAACAUAUGGGUUAACAAAAAUCUAUCACUAAUUGAGCUGGUCAAGGCUGAGAAUCACAAAGCAGGGUUWAAUGGCGAGUUACAAUGCGGUAAUUGCAAUCUGAGCGAACGAGCCGCAGCAAGAUGUUUUGAUUGUGAAACAUUUAUGUGCGUUAACUGCAUCAAAGCACAUAAACGCAUGGCAUGUCUAAAGAAUCAUAACCUAUUGACGCUGGAAGAAAUCAAGAACAGCGGCUUUCCAUACAUUGAGAAACCCACAUUGUGCCACAUACACAACGGKAAAAAGCAGGAGCUUUUCUGUAAAGAAUGCGAGGAACUAAUUUGCAAAUAUUGCACCCUGACCAAUCACAAAGAUCAUGAGUUUGCAUUCAUGGCAGGAGUUGUUGAGGAAUACAAAGCAAAACUCCAAAAGAAAAUACAAUAUGUAUGUGGAACAAAYAAGAAGAUUGAAUCAGCUUUACAAGAUAUCAAGGAGACGCAAGAAAGCAUGAGAAGAAAUGAGGAAAGUAUCAAGAAAGAGAUAGAUGAGAAAAUCGACACGCUAAUUGCAGUUUUGGAAGAAAAGCGAAGAAGUCUUAAACAAGAGUCAAUAGCUUUGAUGACGAUGGAAAUGAUGAAGCUCCCUUCACAGCAGAAUGAACUUGAGAUGCAUUUGGCAGCCCUCACGAGUGCAGUUGAGUUCACGGAGAAUAUUCUUGCCAAGGGCAGCAGUAGCGAUGUCUUAUCGAUGGCCAAACAAAUUGGAUCGCUUUUAUCAGAAGUUUCCGAAAAAGAAAUCGAUGGCGAGGUAGAUAGUAGGUACGAGCAAAUCUUACAAUUUAAUCAAAUACCUUACGAAGACAUAGAAAACUCCAUUGUAAUCAAAMUCAGAGACAGAUUUGCCCAUGAUCCUAAAAACUGUACACUGGACUGGAUUCCAGACACCGACCGUAUUGGUUUACACGUCAGGAAUUACUUGAAUGAACCGGUCGACAUAGAAAUAGAUAGAAUUCAGAUAAAUUGUACUUUGUAUUGUUACUGUCACAAAACUGGAAAAGGUGAAUUCAUAAUAGAAGGCUUGAUCAGAAACCCAAACAGAGAGCUUCCCAUGGACAUUUAUAGUUAUACAGACUGUCUUGAGGUGAAGAUCGACGGACUUUCCUUCGAUGUGUCCCUCGACGUUGUAUCACAAUUAGAUUGUUUUCCAGAAGAUGUUUUCGCAUAACUUACAGGUUUUGCAUGCAUAUUUUGUAAUCCUAAUUACUUUGUUUUCUGCAAUCAAUACAAAAAUAAGUAAGAAAAUGCUGUAAAGUGUGUUUCAAUAAUAUAUUCACAAUAAAGUAUAAAUUAA
Exaiptasia diaphana is the source of this 1682-nucleotide messenger RNA. Its product is annotated as E3 ubiquitin-protein ligase TRIM33. The record is from RefSeq and is a predicted model, not a curated record. Gene Ontology annotation, cellular component: chromatin; nucleoplasm. Gene Ontology annotation, biological process: positive regulation of DNA-templated transcription. NCBI's taxonomy places the organism in Eukaryota, Metazoa, Cnidaria, Anthozoa, Actiniaria, Aiptasiidae. Bases 141 to 1556 code for a protein of 471 amino acids. Gene Ontology annotation, molecular function: zinc ion binding; ubiquitin-protein transferase activity. The transcript has 2 exons.